AUGGCCCCGGCCGUUCCCCUCUGCCGGGCAGGGCUGCUCCGGCCCCGGCCCUGGGCGGCCCGGCGCGGUCUCGCCCUCGCCCGGCUCCCGGCGCGCCGGCUGUGGCGCUGCUGGGCGCUCCUGUGGGGCUGGCUGUGGGACGGGCUCGGCCUCGCCGCCCCUUGGCUCCGCCUGGCUCGAGCCCGGCGCCUGCCGGGGCCGGCGGGGGACGCGGGCGCCGCGGCCGCUGCCGCCUCCUCGGCGGCUUCCCUGGCCAGAGCUCCACCGCUCGCCAGCCCGGCCGCCGUCAGCGAGCCGCCGCUGCCCGCUGCGGCUGGGGAAGCCCGGCCCGGGCCGCUUGAGGGGCGCUCGGGGGCCGUGCCGGGCCCCGGCCCGAACGCUCACGGCCACGUCUCGCCCGCACGGAAGGCCAAGGAGCCGCUGCACGAGCGCUACCGGGUGGAUUCGCUGCUGGGCAGCGGCGGCUUCGGCCGCGUCUACGCGGGGACCUGCCUGGCGGACGGAGCCCCGGUGGCCAUCAAAGCCGUGUCCCGGGAUGGCAUCCGGUGGUGGGGCGAGCUGCCUGAUGGCACCCAGGCACCCCUGGAGAUCGUGCUGCUGGACAAGGUGUCCAAUGGCUUUCCUGGUGUCAUCCAGCUCCUGGAGUGGUUUGAGCUCCCCAACGGAUUCUUGUUGGUGAUGGAGCAUCCGGAGCCAUCUCAGGACCUCUCACGCUUAAUCACGGCGUGGGGGUUCCUGCCGGAGGAGAUGGUGUGGGGUCUGUUCUGCCAGGUGCUGAAGGCCGCGCGGCACUGCACCAGCUGCGGCGUCCUGCACCGGGACAUCAAGCCCCAGAACAUCCUCCUCCACAUGGCCACCGGCGAGGCCAAGCUCCUUGACUUUGGAUGUGGCACCUUCCUUCAGGACGUGGUCUACACCCAGUUUGCAGGAACACUGUCAUACAGCCCGCCAGAGUGGAUCUACCUCAAACGAUACCACGGCGAGGCGGCAACGAUCUGGUCCCUGGGCAUCCUGCUCUACCAGAUGGUCUGCGGGAAGCACCCAUUCUGCAAAGGCACCGACACCAUCUGGGACCAGCUCCCGUUCCCACCCUCUCAAGGCUGCCAGCACCUUAUCAGGUGGUGUUUGUCCAUCCGCCCCUCGGACAGGCCAUCAUUGGAAGACCUUUUGUGCCAUCCUUGGGUGCAGGGCAUUCACCUGCCCUAGAAGACUGGAGAGAUCCACGUGCUCACUUUGAUCCAGGAGCCUGGCAAACAGCUGGGGCCCUCGGCAGAAUGCUGACAGCCUGGUCUGGCCCCCAGGGAAGGAGAAGGGGCCUCUGGAGAAGCUGUGCCGGGUGGGCCUGCUGCUGGAGACAUCGAAGACGACGUCAAGGAUGACAAGCUCUUAGCUGAGCUGGACACUGGGGAGCUGAAGAAGAUGGACUUUGAUUGUGGCCCCUUCCUCCAAGACGUGCUCCACACACCGUUUGCAGAUGAGUCCAUACCCAGGGGGUGCUCCCGGACGCGGGCAUUGCUCAGCCUGGCUGGGCACCGAAGGUUCCCCCCUUUGCUGGCGGGGAACCUGAGGAAUUCUUCAGCCGGCUCCAAGCUGCUUCUUGGCAGGAGGGUGGGUGGGUGCUCUGGGCUGGGUGUGAAAUGGGAGCCCGGCUCUGCCACCAGCCUCCGCCACUGCCCCUUUGCUGGGCGGGGCUGGGGCAGGGGCAGCCAGCCUGCCAAAAACAAACCCCUGUGGGGGGAGCAAAGGCGGGGCUGCAGAACACCAGCUGCUUUGCUCUGCAGGCCAGGAAAGGCUUGGGCUGCCUUGGCUUAGGAGCCUUUCUUUGGGCCAAUGCAGCAGGGCAGGGAGAAGGCCUGGGUUUUCCUGAGCUGGAGGAGGUGGGGUUUUUCUUUGGCGUGGAGGGGUUGGGCCUUCCUCAGAACCCUGACAGAAUGUUAACAUUUUACUUUUUUGUCUUGUUUCCACUUUUGGUUUGUAAUCUCUUGUCAUGAAUUUGUUGUUUGUUUUCAAGGGAAGAGUUGGAGCUGGUGCCUGGUCUGUAUUGGGAAGGGCUGGGACCAUCCAUGGAGUGGAUCUGAUGUCCCCUCUGAGAAGGCUGAGGACAUCCUUUGGGACACACUCUUCUUCCGGCAGCAGAUCUUGUGAGACAGGACACCUCUGCCUGAUCUCCCGUGGAUCCGAGGGAUCUCUGGAUCUUCACGCCAGCACCAGGACUUUGCUGCAGAAGAGCACAGAUCCCCAGCCCAGUCUGGGACACAGAACCCUGUGAAAUGGCAGAAAGAUUGUGGUGUGAAUGCAGCGCCCUCAGAGCCCUUGGUGUGAGCCCAGAAAGGAAAAUCAAGCUGAGGGACAAGAUCAGUCUAAUUUCGGGACAUUGUUGGAGGUUG
Messenger RNA from Neopelma chrysocephalum (saffron-crested tyrant-manakin), 2387 nucleotides. Its product is annotated as serine/threonine-protein kinase pim-1-like. Gene Ontology annotation, biological process: protein autophosphorylation. Gene Ontology annotation, cellular component: cytoplasm. The record is from RefSeq and is a predicted model, not a curated record. Bases 1 to 1206 code for a protein of 401 amino acids. The transcript has 8 exons. Gene Ontology annotation, molecular function: ATP binding; protein serine/threonine kinase activity. Lineage: Eukaryota; Metazoa; Chordata; Aves; Passeriformes; Pipridae.